Lodderomyces elongisporus is the source of this 3282-nucleotide messenger RNA. RefSeq names its product oleate-activated transcription factor (gene CTA4). The transcript has a single exon. Bases 1 to 3282 code for a protein of 1093 amino acids. Gene Ontology annotation, molecular function: RNA polymerase II cis-regulatory region sequence-specific DNA binding; DNA-binding transcription factor activity, RNA polymerase II-specific; zinc ion binding. NCBI's taxonomy places the organism in Eukaryota, Fungi, Ascomycota, Pichiomycetes, Serinales, Debaryomycetaceae. Gene Ontology annotation, biological process: positive regulation of transcription by RNA polymerase II; DNA-templated transcription. Gene Ontology annotation, cellular component: nucleus. The record is from RefSeq and is a predicted model, not a curated record.
AUGCCUGAGGGAGGAGGAGUAGUCAAGAAACAAAGACGCAAACCAAGUAACACAUGUGACUUGUGCAAAAGAAAAAAGAUUCGUUGCAACAGGCAGCUUCCAUGUUCGAGUUGUGUAAAAAUCAACAUGGGCUACGCUUGUACCUAUGACACCAAAUGGAGACCGGUCAAAACAGGAGGUAGCGACCGUCUGGUAAACAGCCCCACGGCUUUAUCAUUUCAACAUUUCAAUAAUACAGGGAAAUUCCAGCAACAACCUAUACUGCCACUGGUGGAACCUGUAUCGACAGCAAACAUUUUGCUCCAAAACAGUGAAAACGAAAAUCGUAUUUUGAAGCAAAGAAUUGCAGAGUUGGAGAAUUUAAUCAUACAUAAAGACAAGAAUCAACAAAACUUAGAUAGCUUGGCGUCCAACUCGACUCGUGGUAGCUCCCCUACUAGCUUGAAACCAUAUAUACGAAAGCUGCCAAUUCUUCCUCCGACGCACUCCACUUUUCCAAAUCCAGAAGUUGGCGAUGACGAGAUUUUAAACUUUUACGAAGGUUAUACUUCCGUGAAGGUAGAAGGAAAUGUUAAAAGAAUUAAUCACGGACCAUUAUCUGCAAUAGCCUUGUUGAAGCGCGAUCCAGCAUUGACAAUUUUGUGGGCUUCAACAUGCAAAAGAGGUUACCUAAAAAUAAUGGACGUGGAUCGACCAUUUUUGGUUCAUUCACAUAACGCUGAUAGUAACAAAAUUGUUCACAACAAUGUCAAUAACUUUACCAACAACAUCAACGAUACCAAUGGUGAAAAUAAUGGUUCAUGCUCGACAGACAUUCGCAUUUCGGAAAAAUUGGACAAUGCAUUUAAAACGAGAUAUUUGGAAGUUGAAGGUUACGAUGAGUACACCCCUUACAAGUCACGAAUGAAGAAAGAGAAAAUAAUAAUGCAGCACCAGAAGCUGUCGAGCCAUCUUGAAGAGGACAUGAACAGAUUGGAAGAAGACACUAAUAUGUCAAAUAUUUUGGCUGAGUCGCAAAGCAGAAUGACAUUCACACAGAUCAGUAUUGCCAAAACGCUAUUUGACGGUAGAGUUAAUCCAGAAUUACAUCUUAUUGAAAAGAUCAAACAAAUUUUGCCACAAAAGAAAGUUUUUUGGACCCUUAUUGACUUAUUCUUUUCAGAUAUCUACCCGUAUGUGCCCUAUGUUGACGAAGUUGCAUUUAGACAAGAUUUGCAAAAACUAUUUGGACCAGCAGAUUAUACCAUGGAACCUUUCACUAAAGUAACAUUUAUUAAGAAGUUGGACUUGGCUACCAUUGCUAUAUGUUUUGUAAUCUUGCGUUUGACCUAUUAUUCAUUAUAUUCAAAUAGAGAUUGUGUUAAUCAAGCCAUUGUCAAUUCCAAGGCAGACACGAUGAAAAAAUUUCUUUUGGCAAAUCCAAUAACAACCACUUUGAUUGAUGUGGCAAACUCGUGUAUUUACUGCUUUGAUAUAACAAGAAAAGCCAAUUUCACUGUCUUUCAGGCACUCUUGUUUAUGCGAGUAUAUAGAAAUUGUGCUUUUGAAGAGGGUGACAGUAUCGAAGGUAGUGACUCACAAAUUGGCACAGCGUUACUAGUACAAAUGGCCCACUCACUAGGUUUGAAUCGCGAGCCAGAUAAUCUUGAUGUGUUUCAUGAUGAGAAAAUUAAUCAUUUGGGUCGUAAAAUUUGGUAUUACCUUGUGCACACCGACAUUGCACACUGCUUCAACGCAGGCUAUCCAACAAGUAUUCAUCCUUACCAUUUUGAUGUUGUUCGACCAUUUAUGACAGAUUCAAACAGUAAUCUGAAAGAUGUGGCUAUGGAAGCAGAAAUUGUUGAAAUGUUUGGGUUUUUGGGAACUCAUUUGACUUUGUUGAGAAGAUUGUCAAAUUACGCGUUGGAUAUCACAAGGGGGGUUAAAAUGAAUGUAAUUAACAAUGAUUUACAUUCAUUGGAAGUGCUUUUGAAAACACAGUUUGACAUUGUCCAAAAGAAAAGAUUAAAGGACGUGCAGCACAACGCUUUAGAAUUGCGUUGUAUGUUUCGAGUAUUUAUGGGGCUUCGAACAAGCUUGAUAUCAUACUAUUAUCAUAUAUACCUCCAUUAUGAAAAGAAAUUGGACUCCGAAAUGGCAUUCUUUUACCUUUGCAAAUUGAUGCAUAUCAGCACCUACGAUGUUAUGCCACAGGUUGGAGAUGUUAUCUACGGAUACAUGAGUGAAAUGGCCCUAUUCAUUAAUCCAAACUUGCAAUUGGCAUUGAGUAGAGUCAACGAGCUAACAUUAUCAUGCUUGGUAAGAGUGCGCUACAAUCUUAGGGCAAUGGAGCAGAAGCCACAACACAUGGAAAUGUUAAAGCACGACGUAGAGUAUAAAAGACACCAUGAAAUAUUAAAAUCUAUAUUGCAGAACCUCAAUCAUGCGGGUUUGUUACUCUUGUCGUUAUUGGAAAGGUUGGGAACCCGAUACUAUUAUGCAUGGAGAAUUUCAAAGGCCAAAAAUGUACUUUUUCAAAAGAGUACUGAUUCUGGAUUUUAUGAUAAGCAAAAUAGUGGAUUAAAGAAAAUCAGGGCUUUUCAGUUUACACCAUCGCAAUUGGAUUAUUUCAACUCGUUGGCUAAAUUGUUGGCAGACACCUCGGCAAGAAUUGUUAAUUACAAGGAUUCUAUCGAAAACCCCACUCCUGAUUUUUCGCCACGUGUAAACUCGCAAAGUAACUUUGCAAAUUACACAACUGAACCUUUGGCAAACACUUUUGGCACGAAGCAAGAAAAGUUAGGUUCCUACAUUUCAAAUGACAAUACUGAUGGUCUAGUCGAUGGCAAGAGCAAGCGUGUGCAAAUGAAUGGUGGUGCCAGUACAAACUCAUUUACAGCACCAUAUGAGUCCAAUGGUGCUAUUGCAAAUUCAGAAAUUGCAAAUGCUAACCGAGAUGACACCGAUCAAAUGUGGUUGCAGCUUACUGCGAUGAACUACGGCAAUAACUACGAUGCGGUUGAGAGUUGGAUGCCAAAUUUACAAUUUCUUGACCAAGCAUUGCAAAAUUCAAACAACCAAAAUGAUGAACGUGAAGAUGGAACUGCAAAUGGAACUGCAAAUGGUAGUGAAAAUAAACCUGUUGCAAACGGGCCUGAGAAUGGAAUUGCAUCUUUUGAGGAAUACCCGUACCAUGCGCUUGAGCGACCGCUGUUGUUUAGAGAUCCCGGAUCGCUGAUUUACAUUGAUCAAAAUUUUGAUCUAGCUUAUAAGUACAAGUACACCUAUGAUCAAAUCCUAUAG